Molecule: messenger RNA, 5769 nt
Organism: Phymastichus coffea
Lineage: Eukaryota; Metazoa; Arthropoda; Insecta; Hymenoptera; Eulophidae
Product: titin-like
Exons: 7
Coding region: 581-4315 (1244 amino acids)
Biological process (GO): regulation of DNA-templated transcription
Molecular function (GO): DNA-binding transcription factor activity, RNA polymerase II-specific; RNA polymerase II cis-regulatory region sequence-specific DNA binding
Source: RefSeq, a predicted model, not a curated record
AAAGUUAAAAAAUGACGGUCACGAACAUCUAGUUCAUCAAAUAAGUAGGUAGUACCAACGAAGAGGGCCUAGGGAAGCCGACGCUGCAGUGGCGGGCAGUGUCGUACACAGUGCACUGGUAUUUUUUCAGCGACAGUCGAUUCUGCGCGACGGGAUUUGUUAUUUGUUAUGUUAUGGAGUCGAGAAAGCCAACUCGGAUGCGACAAACUGAAAGUCCUUGAAUUAUCAAGUCUCUUUAGCAUAAGACGAGUUCAUUAAGUUAAACUUAUUCGCAGGUUUGCACACUUUCUUAGCUGGGAACACGAAUACAAUUUUGAGUCAAUUGUCUCAGUGUAACUGUAACCUCAAAAUCCUAACGACUGAUUCUCUCUCAUUUUAUUGUAAUCAAGUGCAGUGCUGAAGCUUUCGUAAAUUUAGUGCGUUUCUGCAUUAUACAAUCUUAUAAAUAUUAUAUAUUGACUCCAUGGUGUAGUUUGUGUGUAAUUUGAUUGAUGCUGUUGGUGCAUUGGUUGACUAUUUUGACCAACAAAAAUCAUGAUACUAUGAGGACCAGGGUGUAAACGUUCAGUGGAGAUAUACAAUGGAAGCCAAUAGUGAGAAUGCAGUUAUUAUUGAAACUGGCCAAGAGAUUCACAUGCCAGAUGUAAGCAAGUCUAAUGAAGCAGAACUCUUGAGUGACAGUCAGAAUGAACUACAGGGAGCUGUGAUAAUUUAUGACAAUGAGUCUCAAGAAGGACAAGUAGUCAAACUAAUCACAAACAUUAAAUCUGAAGAUAAUGUUUCUGACCAAAAUCCUGAUCUGGAUAAUGUCAUUACACUUCACGCAUCUUUGAAUGAUUCCAAAGAUGAAGAAAAUGUUGUUGCUAUACCAAGUCAGGAAAUUAUAAAAUCAGAAGCUUUAUCCAAAUCUAAAGAACCAGAACCAAAAUCAGAUUCAGAUACAGAUGAUGAUGAAACUAUUGCUACGUUUCUUACGUCCACUGGCCAACAGCUGGCACUGUAUGCAGUAGAGGAUUCAGAUGAUAUAUUUGCAGUAGCUCUGUAUGAUGAAUCUGGAGAACCACCAACAAAUUUCCAUUUUCUUAUGAAAUCUGAUGUCGAAAGGCUGAUUGGAGAAGGUGCUGUGAAAACAGUAAAGAAACCUUCUGCGCAAGCAAAUAAGCAAUUAAAACCAUGUGAGAAAAAAGAUGAAGAAAUUAAAUUUGAAAGAGUAAGUCAAGCACCUGCAUCUGUAGAUCCAGUUAAAAAAAAAGAAGAUAUAUUGGAGAAAAGUUUAGUAGGUAUCAAAACAGAAAUCAUUGAGGUUUCUAAACCUCAAGAGAAAGUACAAGAAGUCAAGGUGCGAAAAAAAGAGACACCACUUACAAAGAUAGUUACAAAAAAUCACGACGUUAAUAGUAAAAAUGUCGCUUCUACAAAACAAGUUGUUAAUCAAACAUCAAGACCUGUUGUUACUCAAACAAGACACAUUGUUACUCAAACAAAGCCGAUUGCCACUCAAGCAAAGACUAUUACUGGUCAAACAAGACCACUAGUAACUCAACCAAAACAAAUUGUAACACAAGCAAGGCAUAUCGUUACCCAACCGAGACAAAUUAUAGCCCAACAACCAAGGCAAAUUAUUGCUCAACAACCAAGGCAAAUUGUCACACAAACAAGGCAAAUAGUCCCUCAGCCGAGAAAAAUAAUGGCUCAACCACGACAGGUAGUCACUCAACCAAGGCAAUUCAUUGCCCAGACAAAGCAGAUGGUUAUUCCAGCAAGGCAAUACGUUAAUCAAACAAAACAUUAUGUUCAUCGAACAAAACCACAAACUCAAACAAUAAAACCAACCGUUGUCUAUCAAGCAGCAAAACCACAAACACAAAGCAUUAAAUCAGCCGUUACACCACUAAAGAAGCUUAAUAUCAAUCAGAAAGAAAAAAUCACUUAUGUUCUUCAGAAUCAAGAUGAAUCCUACGUACUAGAUCUAGAUAGUGAUGCAGAAAUACUAGAACAAUCAACAGUGCAAUAUAUUCUCUGCGACGAAAACCUAUCGGACUCUGAGUUAACAUUUGAUGAAUUGCAGGCAUCUAUACAGAGUUUCAAAACAGGCAAACCACCACCGUCAUCACCACUACCAACUACAACAACAACGACAAUGACAACGACAACGUCUAAAGUCGAGUUACAAAAGACGAAGAAAGAAACGCCGAUAACGAAAUUCGCAUCAAGCAUACGUAGCACACCGAAACCAGCAACAAUACUAACUCCCAAAAAACAACUAACGACGCAAGUCUAUCGUACGUACAAGAAUCCGAAAAAAGCACGAAUGACGAACAAUCUCCUGCAGGCACAUCGCAAGAUCAAACAAGAAGUAAUAGAUCCGGCGUACAGUGAUUUUGACGAUGGACACAUGUCUGACGAUAACAUGUCCCAAAGUAUACCAAAUUCGACUCUUGACAGUUCGAGUGGCGUGAAAGCAAAACGCUCUCGAAAGCAACAGUUGACGGUUGUAAAUCGUGGUGACUCGGAGAUCAUAAUUCAGCCAGCAUCUGUUUAUUCCGAGGAAGAAGAGGAGCCUGUAGUGCAAAGACGUCGCGGUCGAAGAAAAAAGAAAGUGACAGCCGAUCCCGAUUACAAUCCACGUCAACCAGCCAAGAAAGGUAGACGAUCGACGCGACUUGUCGAAGUAAUAGACAUUGACAUUGAUGAAUCCGAACGAUCCAACGUUAUGGAAAUAACACUGGACGGUAAAAAAGGUUCAAGUGACAAAGAGAACGACGUGAUCAGUGUGGGUGACACGGAUGAAGAAGAUGACAAUGCACCGCGUAAGAAGAAGAUACGCAAGCCGAUGAUGCAGUGUAGUCACUGUAUGCGCAAUUUCCGUAAACGUCGGGCACUCGAGAGGCACGUGCAAAUAUGUCCCAAGUCACCGGCUUAUUUAGAGAAGCUCGAAGAGAGAAAGAAACUCGGCGUCGACAAGAAGUUUAAGUGUAAGUCGUGCGACGAGUAUUUCGAUAUUGCUGUUGCUCUCGCUAGACACGUUCGAGUUGUACACUCACCAAGAAAACGUGGUAGGCCGGCUAAAAAUUGGUCUAGUAGAGGUGACAAAUCCGAGACCGAUGAGACGGACGAGAGUAUGGAUGAAAGUUCACCCGAAAGAGAAAUUGGACCGAAGAGACGAGGAAGACCGCUACGCAAGAGGAGCGCUUCUAAAGAAAAAGAUAAGAGUCCUAUACUAGAAGGUGAGCUAAAAUCAGAAGCUUCAGCAGAGAGACAACCAACAUCGUCGGAACCUCGUAGACGUGGUCGUCCACCAGGAAAGAGAAGCUUUUACGUGGAAAAAUCUGUAACUCCAGAAUUAGAAGAUAAAACCGCAAGUUCUGACGAAAAGAAGGUUGAAUUAUUGACACCGGAGCCACGAAAACGAGGAAGACCACCUAAACGGAGUAUGUAUCGGGACGAAGAGUCUGAAGAUGUAGAAGAAAAGAUAGAAAACAAGACAGAAGAAACUUCUGAGUCUUCGGUACUGCCUAAGAAACGCGGUAGACCGAAGAAGAAAAGUGUAUCGAAGGAUGAAGAAACAGAUAAUGCCGAUGGCGAUGAAAAAAUAGAAAGCUCUGUUGACACUCCCUCGACUGAACCGAAAAAACGAGGUCGGCCCCCAAAGAGAACGCUGUCCAAAGACGAGGAGCCAACAGAUGAUGCAAAAUCAACUGAGUCCGAAGACAAAGCCGAGGAUGAAUCUGCGAAGAAACAUAAACUUAGUGAAGAGGAAUCGUCAGAGAAGAAAAGCGACGAACCACGAAGACGUGGACGACCACCAAAAGACAAACCUGUCUUUUUCAAGGAAGAGAAAAUAAUCGAAAACUUGGAGGCUGAAACCGAGACGGAAGAAUCGCGAAAAAGUAGCAGAUCGUCGUCAUCGUCGAAACCAAUAGAUGUCGACACAGCUAAGAAAAUCAAAACUGAAGAGAUGGAUGAAAUGGAAGAAGUCGUGCUCAGCUCCAGUCAGACUGGUAAACUGAAGAAACUCAACUGUUCAGAAUGUGGUAAAUGGUUCUCCAGUGUUAACGCACUCAAUAGCCAUCAACUUCAGCACAGGACCAAAAAGUCCGCCAUAAUGGUAAGUCGAUGCACGGACUGCGCAGCUUUGGUGCCAAGUAAUUCGUUUGCAAGGCACAUGGCCAUGCAACACGGUAAAUCGGUGCCAUCAACGUCGUCAACAGCAACAAAAUCCGACCGACCAACAACAUCAACAAUAACAACUCAAGUUCAAUCAGCUGAAAAAACUGUCAAAAUAGCACAGCGAAGCUUGCGAUCGUCAACUUAAAAAAGAAAAAAAAACAACAAAGUAUUGGCGAUGGCUUAUCGAUGUGUCGGCGUUUAAUCUCGUUUUUCUCUCGCGAAUAGAGCAGUUGAAAUAGUUUUAGAUUAUAGCAUCGCUUUCUCAAUUUUUUUAGUUUCAUUUUAUUAGAAAUACAUAUAUAUUUUACAUAUCGUUAAUGAUCGGUUUUGUUCGCAGUCAUUCUAACUUUUAUUAUUGACGGAAUUAUGUUACGUGUUAUUUCAAUUUAUGACUUAAAUUUGGUAACAACUGUUCUCAUGAUUCAUUGAUACGCCGACGUCAUUUGCCUAUCGGCUGAACUUGUUAUUAUUAGGAAGUGUUGUAAUAUUUUGAUAUUGUUAGUUACAUUGACUGCAGGGAUCUCUCGUGGAAAAAAAAUUAUUGAUUCAAAUAUAAUAUAUUUUUACAACGAGUUUAUCGAGUAUCAAUAUUCUUUGCGAUAUAUAAUACAGUUUGCGAAUCAGUUGCAUUGCGAUAUAUUCUAAGUGAGUUUUGUAUACUCUGAUAAGAUUCGAAUUUAUUUUCUUUCUUUGUGUAAAAUUGCUUAUUUUUAUAUUUGUAAAGUUAAAGCCUUUCAUACUACAAUUUAAUCGGACAUGAGUUGCGUGGUGUAACUGUUAUCUUUAUAGCUUUGAGAAAACUACCAAUGAAAGGUGUCAAUUAAUAAGUAUUGAUUUCAAAAAAGAGAUUAAUUUCAUUACUCUAAAUUUCAAAAAAAUUAAAGUUGUACACACUGUACAAUGAACCUUAAAAACAACUGCUUAAAAAAUAUGUAAAUGUAAUAAGUUUAUUAUCUUUGAAAACUUGACGUAGUCAAUAAUUUUACAAAUAUGCAAAUAAAGUCAUUCAGAGAUUGAAAUUUAUUGUACAGUCAAUGAAGCUACAUAUUCUAGGAGACUGUUAUACUGCGUUGAGUAUAUAUGUGAGCAGUGUACUUGAAUUAUAACAAACAGCCUUUAUAAAGGCUUUUAGGAGCUAUAAAGAUAAAAUUGCACAAAAAAUUUUCUGUCAGUCGAUAAGCCAUGUUGAGAAAACGGAAAAGAAUGAUAAACGAAUUUCAACAACAGUUGAAAAAGAAAACACUGUAAAUACAAACACAAAUAUCAUAUUUCAAAACUGAUGUUUUAGUAUAUCAGUAAACUAGACUAUUUCAAAGGUAAUCUUUUUGGACAUAAAUACAAAGAAAUUAUUACGAAAUGUGUGGGUGGCAGUACGUAUGCAUAUUCUAUGUAAUAACUCGCGUAAUCAUUAGUCAAGAAAAAUUUAAACAAUAAUGAAUAACAAAUAAAAUGGUGUUUUAAGAGACUCACGUUUACACUGUAAAUGGUGCUCUUAUUUUGAUACAGCCUUAUGUAUAUACAUAAAUUCACGUCAAAACAAACAAUCAAUAAACAAAUUAUAAAAUCACACACAAUUAGACGAAAAAAUAAAGUGUAAUA